Messenger RNA from Capsicum annuum, 2662 nucleotides. Its product is annotated as magnesium-chelatase subunit ChlD, chloroplastic. The record is from RefSeq and is a predicted model, not a curated record. Lineage: Eukaryota; Viridiplantae; Streptophyta; Magnoliopsida; Solanales; Solanaceae. The transcript is spliced from 15 exons. The coding region runs from base 129 to 2426 and encodes 765 amino acids. Gene Ontology annotation, biological process: chlorophyll biosynthetic process. Gene Ontology annotation, molecular function: magnesium chelatase activity; ATP binding; ATP hydrolysis activity.
CUUCCCGACCCGAUUACCUAUCACCCGCCAGACAGAAUAGAAAAUCCAACCAGAUAACAAAAAAUAGAUAACAGAAACUCAAAAAAGUACUCUUCUUCAAUGCUAUAAAAAAAAAAUUAAAAAAAUUAAUGGCAUUUUCUUCAUAUUCAUCUACUACUGCUACUACUACUUCAAUAAUUACAUAUAAUGCAAGUUUACGGUCGUCAUUUCCAAUAAUUGCAUCAUUUCCAACACGUUUUUCGAGGCGAAAAGCAUUGAAAUUUAGGCUGAGUAUAAAUGCAACUGCAACAAUUGAUUCAGCUAAUGGUGCAGUUGUUGUUGAAGCAGAAGAAGAUUCUGAGAAGAAGAAGAAAUCACAGAAGGAUGUGACUUUCGGCAGACAGUAUUUUCCUCUUGCUGCUGUUGUUGGUCAGGAUGCUAUUAAAACUGCUCUUUUACUUGGGGCCAUUGACCGUGAGAUAGGAGGAAUUGCAAUAUCUGGGAAGCGUGGAACAGCAAAAACUGUAAUGGCGCGUGGCUUGCAUGCUAUUCUGCCACCAAUUGAAGUAGUUGCUGGCUCAAUGGCCAAUGCUGAUCCGAACUGUCCUGAAGAGUGGGAAGACAGGCUAGCUGACAGAGUAGAAUAUGAUUCUGAGGGCAAUAUCAAGACCCAGAUAGUCAAAUCUCCAUUUGUUCAGAUUCCGCUUGGUGUCACAGAAGAUAGAUUGAUUGGCUCUGUUGAUGUUGAGGAAUCCGUGAAAUCAGGAACCACUGUCUUUCAACCAGGCCUCCUUGCAGAAGCUCAUCGAGGAGUUCUAUAUGUUGAUGAGAUCAAUCUAUUAGAUGAAGGUAUAAGUAACCUACUUCUUAAUGUAUUGACUGAGGGAGUCAAUACUGUAGAAAGAGAGGGAAUCAGCUUUCGCCAUCCAUGCAAACCACUACUAAUUGCUACAUAUAACCCUGAAGAGGGUGCAGUUCGUGAACAUCUUUUGGACCGUAUUGCAAUUAAUUUAAGUGCAGAUCUUCCAAUGAGUUUUGAAGAUCGUGUUGCAGCUGUAGAGAUAGCAACACGUUUUCAGGAGUGUAGUGACGAGGUUUUUAAAAUGGUGAAUGAAGAAACAGACAGCGGAAAAACACAGAUCAUUUUGGCAAGGGAGUAUCUAAAGGAUGUCACAAUCAGUAGAGAUCAACUAAAAUACCUGGUCAUGGAAGCCAUCCGUGGUGGCUGUCAGGGGCACCGAGCUGAACUAUAUGCUGCUCGUGUAGCCAAAUGCUUAGCUGCCAUCGAUGGACGUGAGAGAGUAAAUGUUGAUGACCUGAAAAAAGCUGUAGAGCUAGUCAUCCUCCCACGUUCGAGUAUAAUGGAAAACCCACCAGACCAGCAAAACCAGCAGCCACCUCCUCCUCCUCCCCCUCCCCAAAAUCAAGAUUCUUCAGAAGAGCAAAAUGAAGAAGAAAAAGAAGAGCAAGAAGAUCAAGAGGAUGAGAAAGAUGAGGAAAAUGAGCAGCAACAAGAUCAAAUACCUGACGAGUUUAUUUUUGACGCUGAAGGUGGUUUAGUGGAUGAAAAACUUCUUUUCUUUGCACAACAAGCACAAAGGCGCAAAGGAAAAGCUGGACGAGCAAAGAAUGUCAUCUUCUCUGAAGAUAGAGGUCGAUAUAUAAAGCCAAUGCUUCCAAAGGGUCCAGUGAAGAGAUUGGCAGUUGAUGCAACUCUAAGAGCUGCUGCACCAUAUCAGAAGUUACGAAGAGCACAGGAUGUCCAAAAAACUCGGAAGGUUUAUGUAGAGAAAACUGACAUGAGAGCCAAAAGAAUGGCACGCAAAGCAGGAGCUCUGGUGAUAUUUGUAGUUGACGCUAGUGGGAGUAUGGCAUUGAAUAGAAUGCAGAAUGCCAAAGGAGCAGCACUUAAGUUACUUGCAGAGAGUUAUACAAGCAGAGAUCAGGUCUGUAUCAUUCCCUUCCGAGGAGAUGCUGCUGAAGUUCUGUUGCCACCUUCUAGGUCAAUAUCAAUGGCAAGAAAUCGUCUUGAAAAACUUCCCUGUGGCGGGGGUUCUCCCCUUGCUCAUGGGCUUACAACGGCAGUUAGAGUUGGGAUGAAUGCAGAAAAGAGUGGCGAUGUUGGACGUAUCAUGAUUGUUGCAAUUACGGAUGGUAGAGCUAACAUAUCUCUUAAAAGAUCCAAUGAUCCUGAAGCUGAAGCUUCCAAUGUACCCAGGCCUUCUGCUCAAGAGCUGAAGGACGAAAUUCUCGAGGUGGCUGGUAAAAUAUACAAAGCAGGAAUGUCUCUCCUUGUCAUAGAUACAGAAAAUAAGUUUGUUUCCACAGGUUUUGCCAAAGAAAUCGCGAGAGUAGCUCAAGGGAAGUACUAUUAUUUGCCAAAUGCUUCAGAUGCUGUGAUAUCUGCAGCUACAAAAGAUGCAUUAUCAACAUUAAAAGAAUCUUGACUUGGAAAACGCAGCCCGGUGCACUAAAACUCCCGCUAUGCGCUGUGUCCGGGGAAUCUUGACUUGAAACUUGAUAGAAAUUAAUUGUAAAUUUUGUUUUUUUUAUCAUAAAUUAUUGAGAGGAUGGAUAUAUGAGCAUGUUUGAAAAUUCUCAUCUUUUGUUGUACCAAUUGAACUAAUUUUUAAAUUUUCAAUUGUGCAAUCAAGGUGAUGGAGAUUCUUUUUUGGGGCAUCAA